AUGCCUGGCCACGCCCCCUCCCUCCCGCCGCCCUGCAGCUGUCAGUGGAGCAUCGAGCCCCGCCCCGCCGCAGACCACGCCCCCUCCGAGACACCUAGGCCGCUCGCCUGCCUCCUGAUUGAGCUGCUCACGCUUUCUCUUCUCCUAUGUGACUGGGCUGCCAGCAUGGGGACACUGCUGCUAUCUGCUGUCCUGCAACUGGUCGCACUGGGUCUGGUGAGCGCAGGCUGCCCGGUGGUCUGCGAGUGUCCGGCGGGACCCCCAUCCUGUCCCCCAGGGGUCAGCUCGGUGCCGGACGGCUGCGGCUGCUGCAAGGUGUGCGCCGCCCAGCUCAACCAGGAUUGCCACGAAGGACGGCCCUGCGACCACCACAAGGGCCUGGAGUGCAACUACGGCAAUGAUGUAGGCCGCACCCACGGCAUCUGCAGGGCUAAGGCCGAGGGCCGCUCCUGCGAAUACAACGGGCGGAUCUAUCAAAACGGCGAGAACUUCCGCGCCGGCUGCAAACACCAGUGCACCUGCAUCGACGGAGCGGUGGGCUGCGUGCCCCUGUGCCCCAGCCACGUGCCCCUGGCGUCCCCCUCCUGUCCGGCCCCUCAGCUGGUCAAGGUGCCCGGCCAGUGCUGCCUCAGCAUCGACUGCCACAAGGGAACCGCCGUCGUGCCCCCGGCGCACAGACGACCCAAACCUCCGGUCUACCCGCCUUACCCCUUCAUCCCCUACCCGGCCUACCCCUUCCCCAAGUCGUACCCCAAACCCUACCGGAAGCUGUACCCCUACAAGCCCAAGAAGGAGAAGGACACCAUGGGCAACGAGCUGGUGGAGGUGGGGCGCAAGUGGGACAAGCCACGUGGAAACAAGCACCUGGCGGCGUGGAGGCAGAUGGGCGACCAGUGUGUGGUUCAGACGACUUCCUGGUCCCAGUGUUCCCGGAGCUGUGGGAUGGGCGUGUCCUCUCGCGUUACCAAUGACAAUGCCCGCUGUAAGCUGAUCAAGGAGACGCGCCUGUGCAACAUCCGGCCCUGCAGCUCCAUGUCCAUCCCUGUCAAGAAAGGAAGAAAGUGCUCUCGUACCCACAAGGCCCCGGAGCCCCACCGCCUGUCCUACGCCGGCUGCCGGACCACUCGUCUGUACCGGCCCAACUACUGCGGCGUGUGCCGGGACGGCCGCUGCUGCUCGCCCCGCCGCACGCGCACCGCCAGCGUGGCGUUCACCUGCCCCGACGGCGAGCGCUUCAACCGCUCCGUCAUGUUCAUCCAGUCCUGCAAGUGCAGCGACGAAUGCAACCAUCUCAAUGAGGCCGCCAUGCCGCCACAGCGAUGGCUCUACGGAGACACACACAAGUUCAUCGACUAG
This is a messenger RNA of Limanda limanda (common dab), 1356 nucleotides long. Its product is annotated as CCN family member 1. Gene Ontology annotation, molecular function: protein binding. Gene Ontology annotation, biological process: signal transduction. The transcript has 6 exons. Gene Ontology annotation, cellular component: extracellular region. Bases 1 to 1356 code for a protein of 451 amino acids. The record is from RefSeq and is a predicted model, not a curated record. Lineage: Eukaryota; Metazoa; Chordata; Actinopteri; Pleuronectiformes; Pleuronectidae.